AUGCCCGGCAAGCACCAGCACUUCCAGGAACCCGAGGUCGGCUGCUGCGGGAAAUACUUCCUGUUUGGCUUCAACAUCGUCUUCUGGGUGCUGGGGGCCCUGUUCCUGGCCAUCGGUCUCUGGGCCUGGAGUGAGAAGGGCGUUCUCUCCAACAUCUCGGCACUGACAGAUCUGGGAGGCCUUGACCCCGUGUGGCUGUUUGUGGUAGUUGGAGGCAUCAUGUCCGUGCUGGGCUUUGCCGGCUGCAUUGGGGCCCUCCGGGAGAACACCUUCCUGCUCAAGUUUUUCUCUGUGUUCCUUGGCCUCAUCUUCUUCCUGGAGCUGGCAACAGGGAUCCUGGCCUUCGUCUUCAAGGACUGGAUUCGAGACCAGCUCAACCUCUUCAUCAACAACAAUGUCAAGGCCUAUCGGGACGACAUUGACCUCCAGAACCUCAUUGACUUUGCUCAGGAAUAUUGGUCUUGCUGUGGAGCCCGAGGGCCCAACGACUGGAACCUCAAUAUCUACUUCAACUGCACUGACUUGAACCCCAGCCGGGAGCGCUGCGGAGUGCCCUUCUCCUGCUGCGUCCGGGACCCAGCGGAAGAUGUCCUCAACACUCAGUGUGGCUACGACGUCCGGCUCAAACUGGAGCUGGAGCAGCAGGGCUUCAUUCACACCAAAGGCUGCGUGGGCCAGUUUGAAAAGUGGCUACAGGACAACCUGAUUGUUGUGGCAGGGGUCUUCGUGGGCAUCGCCCUUCUCCAGAUCUUUGGCAUCUGCCUGGCCCAGAACCUCGUCAGCGACAUCAAAGCAGUGAAGGCCAACUGGAUCAAAUAUGAUGACGGCUACAAACUACUCAAAUAA
This is a messenger RNA of Rangifer tarandus platyrhynchus (Svalbard reindeer), 846 nucleotides long. The record is from the annotation of a GenBank genome assembly. NCBI's taxonomy places the organism in Eukaryota, Metazoa, Chordata, Mammalia, Artiodactyla, Cervidae.